Molecule: messenger RNA, 394 nt
Organism: Amoebophrya sp. A120
Lineage: Eukaryota; Dinophyceae; Syndiniales; Amoebophryaceae
Source: the annotation of a GenBank genome assembly
CGUUGCCCUGUGGCGGCUUUUGGUUUCUUUCUGAAUGGCCUGCCGUGUGCGGUGCCACGCCCGCGCUGCGCAGCGUCCUCGUUUGGCCUUGCCGGCCCGCCGCCCCCGCGCGCGAACGUUGUUUCAUCGUGGGGCGGCAGUUCGUGACGGUGUGAGUGCCGGCUUGGGUGAAGUGGUUGCCCGCGACAGUGUGGGCCCCCUGCGCCCGUCCGUGCGUGGGUGUGUGUUAGUUUGGUGCGCCUCCUGGCGCGGCACCCGACCCUUUGGCCGGAGUCGUAGCCUAGAUAGUCAGUGGUGUCUCCCGUGUGGCGCGACCUGUUUGUGCGUCUUAAUUAGACGCGACUUGUUUUUGGACCACAUUCCGGUGGGCCCGCGAAUGGCAUUCGGCCGAUGA